Purpureocillium takamizusanense is the source of this 1014-nucleotide messenger RNA. RefSeq names its product 26S proteasome complex subunit (gene SEM1). The transcript has 2 exons. Gene Ontology annotation, biological process: double-strand break repair via homologous recombination; mRNA export from nucleus; proteasome assembly. Lineage: Eukaryota; Fungi; Ascomycota; Sordariomycetes; Hypocreales; Ophiocordycipitaceae. Gene Ontology annotation, cellular component: proteasome regulatory particle, lid subcomplex; proteasome complex. The record is from RefSeq and is a predicted model, not a curated record. The coding region runs from base 184 to 666 and encodes 160 amino acids.
CGACUCCAACCACCCAACGCAUUCGUUACGUCCCAAGCGACACUCUUUUGACGACAGAAGCCAAGCCGAAGCCCACGCCCCGACGGCACAAAUCGUCCGCCCCCCCUUCGCGCCCACCCGUGCUAUAUAAACGUCCGGCGCGAACCUACACCCACGCACACACACGCACACAUACACACAGCAAUGGCCUCGACGGACGCCAAGCCCGCAGAAGACGCCUCCAAGGCGCAGUCCGAGACGCAAGGCCAGCUCCCGGCCGAGCAGCAGAAGCCCACGAGCACCGCCCUCGGUGAGGACGACGAGUUUGAAGACUUUCCCGUCGAUGACUGGCCCGAGGACCAGACCGAGGCGGCGCAGCAGGGCGGCAACGGCGAGGCCAAGCACCUCUGGGAAGAGAGCUGGGACGACGACGACACGAGCGACGACUUUUCGCAGCAGCUCAAGUACGCACCCGCCCGCCCGCGCCCUCAUUUGAUCAUUCCCGUUCCUCUCACUCUGGCACUCCUACCCGCCCCCAUGCGCUGUCCUAGCGACACGCGUUCUGAAACCCCUCUAUUUCCCCAUUUGCCUCCCUUCAGCGCUAUGCAUGGCAUGAUGCUGACUUUGUUGCGCUUUCUUUCUGCUAGGGAGGAGCUCAAAAAGGUGGACGCUGCGAAGCGGAGGUGAAGCGACGCUCUCAAAAGGAUGAAGGAAGUAGGAGGAUGCGGGGAGUGGACUGCGACCCGGUUGCUUCGCAUGUGAGACAGGGAGGGGACCUGCAUGGACAUAGACUCGCAAUGGAAUGGGAUUGAAGCACAUUGACGAAGCCGUACUUGGUGGACCUUCUGCCAUGAACCAACCAGGCAGGAGGCUACGAGACGACUACAGCAGGGCCUUGCCACGACACGACAGUCGAGUGACCUCACAGUCUUGUACGCCUACAACGUCAACUGCCUGUAUAAACAUUUGCCAUCUUUUUUGUUGUGUAUACAUUUCACAUCCUUACUCUUCCUACAGCAGAGACAUGCCUUGCCG